Molecule: messenger RNA, 2398 nt
Organism: Coffea eugenioides
Lineage: Eukaryota; Viridiplantae; Streptophyta; Magnoliopsida; Gentianales; Rubiaceae
Product: ultraviolet-B receptor UVR8
Exons: 7
Coding region: 437-2089 (550 amino acids)
Source: RefSeq, a predicted model, not a curated record
ACAGGAGAAAACCAUCCAUCCAAUUGAGAAAAUAAAGCAACCCAAAAAGCUCCUUCUCUUAUAAACUACCAUCAUCUUCUUACCAUUUUUCACUUUCACAAUCAAACUCUCCUCUCCUCUAUUUUUCUUUCUCUAUCUCUCUAAAUUUUAUCUUCAAGAAAUAAAAAAUAAUCCCACAAAGUACCGAUUGUCCAUCCCUUUUUUCUUUAGAAUCAUCAUCUGGACAAAACAUUGCCUUAAAAUAAGGAAAGAUAAUAUCUUGAUCAGAUAAACCCACCAUUUUCACACUCUUCUGAUAUGUAUAUACUCCAGCAAAAGUUUGAUGGGUUUUGAAGAAUCUUGUGCCUAUCUCACGUGUUUGGAAGUUAAAGGUUGCUGAUCAGCUUGUAAUUUGAGUUGUUGAAAUCUCUCUCUCUGCUCAGUUUGGGCACUGCAUAUGACAGUGGUGCCCAUGGAUGCCACGGCUAGUGGAACGUCGGGUGUUCAAUGCCAUAAUAUUGCUGAACAACCAAUUGCUGCUCUCGUCAUUCCUGAUCAACCAAUUGUGGCUCUUACUACUUCGCCCUUGCCUACAUUUGAGCGACAGCAACGGCAUUGCUAUGGCAACGUCAGUCCUGGAGAAUUCCCAUUGUCUGCAAAUCCCUCGAUUGUUCUUCAUGUCCUUACUGGAUGCAAUUUGGAUCCCCAAGAUCUUGCAAAGCUAGAGGCAACCUGUUCUUUCUUCAGGCAGCCUGCACAUUUUGCCCCUGAUUAUGAGCUCUCUAUGGCAGAGCUUGCAGCGCUUGAUAUGUGCCAAAAGAGAGCCAUAUUUAAGCCAAUGACAGAUGAAGAACGUCAAGACUUGAAGCAAAGAUGUGGGGGCUCCUGGAAACUGGUCCUCAGAUAUCUGCUUGCUGGUGAAGUCUGUUCCAGGAGGGAGAAGUCACAGGCCAUAGCAGGUCCUGGUCACAGCAUUGCUGUAACAUCAAAAGGAGUUGUCUACUCAUUUGGUUCUAAUAGCUCUGGACAGCUUGGACAGGGCACCACUGAGGAAGACUGGCGGCCUCGCCCAAUUAGAUCCUUGGAAGGAGUUCGAAUUAUUCAAGCAGCUGCUGGGGCUGGCCGGACAAUGUUGAUUAGUGAUGCUGGUCGGGUGUAUGCCUUUGGAAAGGAUUCCUUUGGAGAUGCUGAAUAUGGGGCUCAAGGAAGUAGACUUGUAACUACUCCGCAACUUGUGGAAUCAUUGAAAGAUGUCUUUGUUGUGCAGGCUGCAAUUGGAAAUUUCUUCACAGCUGUGUUGUCUAGAGAAGGAAGAGUUUAUACUUUUUCUUGGGGGAAUGAAACAAAACUUGGUCACCAAACAGAGCCAAAUGACCUAGAACCUCGCCCAUUACUAGGGGCACUUGAGAACAUUCCUGUUGUGCAAAUUGCAGCUGGAUACUGCUACCUUCUUGCUUUGGCUUGCCAGCCUACUGGCAUGUCAGUAUACUCUGUUGGUUGUGGAUUGGGUGGAAAGCUUGGACAUGGUACAAGAACUGAUGAAAAGUAUCCAAGGUUGAUUGAACAGUUUCAGAAUUUGAAUCUUCAACCAGUAGUCGUGGCAGCAGGAGCAUGGCAUGCUGCAGUUGUUGGGAAAGAUGGGAGAGUUUGCACGUGGGGUUGGGGACGUUAUGGUUGCUUAGGUCAUGGGAACGAAGAUUGUGAAUCGAUUCCUAAGGUGGUUGAAGCACUAAGCAAUGUCAAAGCGGUUAAUGUUGCUACAGGGGACUAUACAACUUUUGUAGUUUCUGAUGCGGGUGAUGUAUAUUCUUUUGGCUGUGGGGAAUCAUCUAGUUUGGGACAUAAUACUGGUGCUGUUGACGGACAGGUAAACAGGCACACUAAUGUUCUAAGCCCAGAAAUUGUGACGUCCCUGAAGCAGGUGAAUGAGAGGGUGGUACAGAUUAGCCUUACCAAUUCCAUAUAUUGGAACGCCCACACGUUUGCCCUCACAGACUCUGGUAAGCUGUAUGCAUUUGGAGCUGGUGAUAAAGGACAGCUUGGAAUCGAGCUGGUUUCCAACCAAACCGAAAGGGCAAAACCUGAGCGGGUCGAUAUUGAUCUUAGUUAAAAGCCCAUUUAAUUACAUCUCCAUUGGAAGCAUCCGUGCUUCUAAAUCUGUUUUAUAUCGAUCGUCCCUUCUGUAAAUAGACAUCAAGACAAUUUGUGAAGAAGCUAGGAAGUAGUGACUGCAGGAUUAACCUCUCAAGAAGAUUUGCUUAGGUUCAUGCGCGCCUUAAGCGGUAAAUAGGUGAUAGAUGUGUUAAAUUUGAAUAUUAACUUAGAUUUGUUUAAUUUGAAGCCACAAGCGAUCUGUGUUCCCAAUGAAAUGUUAGAUCCCCUCAUUACCAUAUUAAUAAGGGGUGUAAAUUUGCUGUUA